Brachypodium distachyon (stiff brome) is the source of this 636-nucleotide messenger RNA. RefSeq lists its product as uncharacterized. Lineage: Eukaryota; Viridiplantae; Streptophyta; Magnoliopsida; Poales; Poaceae. The record is from RefSeq and is a predicted model, not a curated record. The coding region runs from base 1 to 636 and encodes 211 amino acids. The transcript is spliced from 2 exons.
AUGGAGGAGAAUGAGAGGACGAAGAAGAAGAAGCGUCGAGGAUCAGUUCCAGGAUGCAUAGUUGUUCCAAGGGACAUGUAUGGUACCAAUUUGCGGAUCAUUGUCCAAGAUCGAUUGUUUCAGAGGUUCACUUCAAGGACAGCUCCGGAGUUGGAGUACGUGGUGAAUGCGAACAAGCACACCAUGGGAUACUACCUUGCUGAUGGUAUCUACCCUUCUUGGUCAACAUUUGUGAAGACCAUCAGCAAUCCAGAAGGGAACAAGAAGAAGCAUUUUGCAACUGUGCAAGAAGCGGUGAGGAAGGAUGUUGAAAGAGCAUUUGGUGUGCUACAAGCUCGGUUUGUAAUGGUGAGAGGGCCAGCAAGAUGGUGGGACAAGAAAACUCUUUGGUACAUCAUGACAGCUUGUGUGAUCCUACACAACAUGAUCAUUGAUGAUGAGCGCGGUGAGGACGUGGACUUUGAAUAUGAUCAAGAUGAUACCGAAGUGUUGACAAAGGCGGACUACGAGGGUCGUGAUCCACUUGUGCUACCGAAGUUCUUGGCGAUACACAAACGUAUCCAGAGUAGGCAUACUCAUGAUCAGCUAAGAGAUGAUCUUGUUGAGCACUUGUGGGCGCGACACGGUGCUCAGUAG